AUGGAUAAACGGGAGAAUAGACAAGCAGAAUUCGACCUGGGUCAUGCAAUACUGAAUAAACUAGAGAACGUCUGCUUACUGGAAGGUGCUGAAAAUUAUCAGAAGGAAAAGUAUGUGAAAAUGCAUGAUUUGAUCAGAGACAUGGCAAUAAGGAUCACAAAUGAUAGUCCUAAAUACAUGGUAAAAUCUGGACUUCAACUGAAGGGGACGCCAGAGGAGCAGGAUUGGAAGGUAGACCUGGAUAAGGUUUCCUUGAUGUGUAACGAGCUAUCUGAAAUUUCACCAGGCACGUCGCCAAAUUGUCCUAACCUUUCGACUUUGAUUUUGAGAGAGAAUCCUUUGAGGCUGAUUCUGGAUUUGUUUUUUACACACAUGCAUGGCUUGCAGAAUCUCGACUUAAGUUAUAUCAAGAUUGAGAAGUUGCCCAGUUCCAUAUCAGACUUGGAGAAUUUAUGUUCACUAUUGCUCAGAGGUUGUGCCAAGCUCAAAUUUGUGCCACCCCUGGGAAAGCUCAAAGCACUGAAGGAGCUGGACCUAACAGAAACUAGAAUUAUGGAAAUACCUCAAGGCAUGGAAAAUUUAGCCAACCUCAAACGCCUCGAUUUAUUAGCUAUGCGCCUGAGGGCGAUACCAACAGGGAUAUUGCCCAGACUCUUGAAUCUUCAGCGUCUCAUGCUUCCAUAUCGUAUGGAAGUACCAGUGGAAGAACUCGAGGGGUUGAAACAGCUGGAAGAAUUUCAAGGCGAGUUGCACGAUGUAUGUGAUUUCAACCAAUUUAUUAAGUCUCAACAGAGUCACGGGCGACUAAGAUUCUAUAAUAUUCGCAUAGGUAAGGCAGAAUCUCAUGAAGAUUUCUGUGAAGAUCUGGAAAAAUUAAGUGACAGAAGGGCGAUUUUAAGAGGUUGCACUCUCAAUGAAGUAGGAAGAAGAGGAGAGGCUGUGCUAUUUGCCCGGGACAUUCAGCAUCAGGAAAUUGAUUAG
Messenger RNA from Fraxinus pennsylvanica, 981 nucleotides. The record is from the annotation of a GenBank genome assembly. Lineage: Eukaryota; Viridiplantae; Streptophyta; Magnoliopsida; Lamiales; Oleaceae.